Gongylonema pulchrum is the source of this 381-nucleotide messenger RNA. The record is from the annotation of a GenBank genome assembly. NCBI's taxonomy places the organism in Eukaryota, Metazoa, Nematoda, Chromadorea, Rhabditida, Gongylonematidae.
CGCCAAGUACCUGCUGUCACGACGCCUGCAAAUUUUAAGCAGAAUGUCUCCUGCUCCGCACUGACAAACAGUACUGUUAACAGUAGCAUCAGCAAUGAAAGCGCUGAAGUGUUGAGUGACGAGCCAUCAUCAUCGAAUGGAUUCUCUGCUGAUCCACCAGCACCGUCAUCUUCCUCAACCUCUUCUGGUGCGCCACUGAAAAAGCGUCGAAAGCGAACAAAUUUACACAUGGCGCAGCGCACUGCACUGGACACCUAUUUCGAUAUCAAUCCUCGCCCCGAUCAUGACAGGAUGGCUGAAAUUGCCGAAAUUGUCGGAUUAGACAGAGAUGUAGUUCGUGUAUGGUUUUGCAAUCGACGCCAAAAACUUCGUAAAGAAUGA